AAACGACACCGUUUUGAUCGUGUCAGUUCUAGACACUAUCUGAGUAUGCUCGUAAUUAAGAGAAAGAUAUGGGAUAGAACGAGACUCUACUUCUUCACUGUCUCACUCACUCCUAAUAAAUUAAAAAUCAGAGCCAAAUUCCUAUUUCGGAAAAAAAAAAUAUAUCAAUGGCGAUUUCUUCAAUUUCCAUAUUCUGUCAGCGGAGCAGCGUUCACCUAACCUUGAACAACGUCCUCCGUGGAGGAAUCCGAUGCUUCUCAAUAGCUGCAGCCAAACAGCAACACAAUCCAAACAGCGUAUCCAGGAAGCUCCACCAGCAACCAAACAAGAAACUCCUCAGAGCCAAACACACCUUCAAGGACUAUUCUUCACUCGCUCCUGUACUUUCUCCUAACGACAAACCACCGCUCUCGGACACCCAAGCCAUCGGCACCGUCGCCUCCGCUCAAGCCAACUUUAUGCGCGUCGUGGUUCAAUCCGAACACUCUUUUGGAAGCUUCGAAGAGGGUUCGGAUGAUUCUUCUAGAAUUGGAGUUGAGUUACUGUGUGUUGUUAAAGCUGUGUUGAAGAAGAUUAAGAGGAGGGUUUUGGUUGGGGAUACUGUUUUGGUUGGGUCCAUUGAUUGGGUGGACCGUAGGGGAAUGAUCGAGAAUGUGUUCCAGAGAAGCUCCGAGAUUCUUGAUCCUCCAGUAGCCAAUGUGGACCAUUUGCUUGUGCUCUUCUCUUUGGACCAGCCGAAGGUGGAGCCCUUUACGCUCACUAGGUUUUUGGUUGAAGCCGAGUCCACUGGGAUUCCUCUUACGCUCGCUUUGAAUAAGGUGGAGCUAGUUGAUGAAGAGACAAUAGUUUUGUGGCAAUCUAAACUGCGAAGCUGGGGAUACAAACCAGUGUUUUGCAGUGUUGAAUCCAAAGUUGGACUUGAUUCCCUUGCGUUUAUUUUAAGAGAUCAAACCACUGUAAUUGUGGGUCCAAGUGGAGUUGGAAAGUCUAGCCUGAUCAAUGCUUUAAGAAACAGCCAACUUGCUUCAAAUGCUACAGACGAUAAUUGGUUUGAUACCAUUCUAGGAAGCAAAUGGUUAGAGGAUCAGCGGGUUGGAGAAGUUUCAACAAGAAGUGGCAGGGGGAAGCAUACUACUCGCAAUGUUUCCUUACUUCCAUUAGCUGGAGGAGGUUAUCUUGCUGAUACUCCAGGAUUUAACCAGCCUAGCUUAUUAAAAGUAACAAAGCAGUCUCUAGCACAAACUUUCCCAGAGGUCCGGAAACUGCUCAAUGCCAAUGAGCCUGCAAAAUGUUCUUUCAAUGAUUGCCUACAUCUUGGCGAACCAGGAUGCGUUGUCAAAGGGGAUUGGGAAAGAUAUCCAUUUUACUUUCAACUCCUUGAUGAGAUAAGAAUUAGGGAGGAAUUUCAAUUAAGGACAUUUGGAACCAAAAAAGAAGGUGACGUAAGGUACAAGGUGGGAGACAAAGGAGUUCAACAAGCAGAACCGAGGUUGGAACUAAAGAAGCAUAGGAGACAAUCUCGUAAGAGAAUUAACCAGUCAUUUCUCGAUGAAUUAGAUGAGCUGGAUGAGGACGACGAAGAUGGCGAAAACUUACUAGACCUGGAGAAUCAUUCUGUAAAUUGAUCACCUGGGAGUGAAAGACCAAGCAUUGUACAUAGAUACGAAGAAGACCUUGUUUUGUUUGAGAAAAGGAAUGCAUGCCACUCAAGCAAAGUGUGCAAUGCAACUGCUAGAGACCAGAUCUUGACUCAUUAUGUUCAUAGACCUCAGUACUAAUACCUAUCCGGUGUUAAACAGAAGAAACCAACUCUUUUAUUUUCCAAUAAUAAAUUGGGAUGCCUUACAUAAUGCCUUA
Messenger RNA from Cannabis sativa, 1857 nucleotides. RefSeq names its product small ribosomal subunit biogenesis GTPase RsgA 1, mitochondrial. The record is from RefSeq and is a predicted model, not a curated record. The transcript has 5 exons. NCBI's taxonomy places the organism in Eukaryota, Viridiplantae, Streptophyta, Magnoliopsida, Rosales, Cannabaceae. Gene Ontology annotation, molecular function: GTP binding; GTPase activity. The coding region runs from base 168 to 1625 and encodes 485 amino acids.